CCAACCAACCAACCAACCAUAUUAUUAGUUACAUUGCCUCUUUAAUUUCUCAUACCACCAAGAAUACUUUCUCGUUCGUUUCUUUGCUUUCCUGGACUCUUUUAUACAAUGGCAAUCGCUACCAAGGGUGAAAGCCGUCGUGGAGACGUGAAGGUUGUGCUCAUCGACACAAGGUACGUCGUGACGGAGCCCGAAAGCUUCAAGUCGGUGGUUCAGAGGCUCACGGGGAAGGACUCCUGCGUUUCAUGGAUCGAGGAGGCGUCUUUCACCGGCGCCGCUACUUCAAAGCGAAAGAGGCCGUCUCCCUCUAGGGUACUCAGCAACGACGACGAUGCUGUAGUAGCGGCACCGCGUUUGGCUGCUGAGAGAGGUGGUACCGGCGGCGGCGGUGGAGGUGGGAGUUCCGGCGGGGAUUGGCGGUUGUCGAAAGGGAUGUCGUUCAAGGACUUGGACCGGAUGAUGCUAGAGAUACCCGCGGCUGAGGAGCUGCGUCAACUGUGGAGCCAAGUAUAAGCGUAAAGCGCUUGUUACAGUAAAUGUAGUUUGGCGGUAUGCUUUGUGUAUACGAAACGACAUCGUUUGUGAUGGAUUGAUUGGUGAUGAAUAUACACGUUCCUUCAUUUUUUUUAUACUAAAUUACUAAUUAUCUA
Molecule: messenger RNA, 650 nt
Organism: Linum trigynum
Lineage: Eukaryota; Viridiplantae; Streptophyta; Magnoliopsida; Malpighiales; Linaceae
Source: the annotation of a GenBank genome assembly